This is a messenger RNA of Colletotrichum karsti, 1233 nucleotides long. RefSeq names its product extracellular serine-threonine rich protein. The coding region runs from base 1 to 1233 and encodes 410 amino acids. NCBI's taxonomy places the organism in Eukaryota, Fungi, Ascomycota, Sordariomycetes, Glomerellales, Glomerellaceae. The record is from RefSeq and is a predicted model, not a curated record. The transcript has a single exon.
AUGAAGUCUACCGUUGCCGCCGUCGGCCUCAUGGCCUCCCUCGCCAGUGCCACCGCCUACCAGCCCCGCCACUUCCACUGGCGCCGCGACAACUCUACCGCCUCCGCCGCCCCCGGCUUCACCACCCUCACCGUCGAGGUCACCGAGGUUGCUACCGUCACUUCUUGCGCCCCUACCAUCACCAACUGCCCUGCUCGCAGCGGUACCCUCUCCGCCUCCGACCUCAUCACCCAGGUUGUCACCAACGUCGUCCACCUGACCGAGACCGUCUGCCCCGUCACCGAGGCCGAGAGCAUCUCCAAGUCCCUCGUCCAGGAGCACUCUACCGGCAACCUCCCCGGUUCCACCCGCACCGCUCCCGCCGUCUCCGCCACCCCCUCCGCCCCCGGCGUUCCUCUUACUACCGGCGGUGGUGUCCCCGUCCCCGGCGUUCCCUCGCAGACCAACUCUGCCCAGGACCCUACCGUCACCAGCCCCCCUGCCACCGGCGGCGACAACGAGGAUGAAGACGAUGACUGCCCCGCUGACGGCGAGGUCGAGACCUCCGUCACCGAGAUCGUCAGCACCAAGAUCGUCACCAUGACCAUCGGCAAGGGCUCUACCGCCUCCGUCAUCACCACUGCCGUCCCUACCACCGCCGUCUCCACCGUCCUGGUCCCCAAGCCCACCACCGAUGGUGCCGUCAAGCCCUCUGCCUCCGUCCCUGCUGGCGGCUCCGUCACCGGCGCCAUCGGCUCUGAGGAGCCUACCACCACCACCACCGCUACCUCCACCGGCACCCGCACCGUCACCAUCAAGCGCCCCAACGCCACCGGCACCCCCGGCUCCGACUCCGACUCCGACAAGAGCACCGGCAACGGCAACGGCUCUGACGGCGAGUGCUCUUGCCCCGCCGUUACCGUCACCGUCCCUGCCUCCACCGUCUACGUUACCAUCGGUGGUGCCUCUUCCACCCCUACCGCCGCUGCCGGUAACGGCAACAGCAACGGCUCUGGCUCCGGCUCCGGCUCCGGCAACGGUGCUUCCGAGCCCAGCAAGACCGCCUCUGCCCAGCAGCCCGCUACCACCGAGGCCGCUGACGAGGGUGAGGACGAUGAGUGCCCCGCCGACGAGGAGGAGGUUGUCACCCUCUCCACCACCGUCACCGUUGCUCCCUUCCCCACCAACGGCACCGGUGCCGGCAGCGCCAAGCCCACCGGCGCUGCUUACCGCCGCUCCAACAAGCUCUUCUAA